Messenger RNA from Cadophora gregata, 2017 nucleotides. RefSeq lists its product as uncharacterized. Gene Ontology annotation, cellular component: membrane. Gene Ontology annotation, biological process: transmembrane transport; carbohydrate transport. Bases 171 to 1865 code for a protein of 564 amino acids. Gene Ontology annotation, molecular function: carbohydrate:proton symporter activity. NCBI's taxonomy places the organism in Eukaryota, Fungi, Ascomycota, Leotiomycetes, Helotiales, Ploettnerulaceae. The transcript is spliced from 6 exons. The record is from RefSeq and is a predicted model, not a curated record.
ACGGGAUUCAGCCCGAUUUUCAAAGAUUCAAAAGAGGUAGAUUCUGCCCAUCUUGCACUUAUCUUUCUGUGUCGCUUGAUAUUUCUCUUGAAGAAGGAUUAUCUCAAUAUUCGCUGCCUUCACACAUCUGCAUCGCAUGAGAACUUUCAGUCAACAUCGCAUGCGCCAAAAUGGGUCACCAAAUCAACACAUGGAAUGUGGCGCACUCGCUACAGAAGCGCAGACUUCUGAUAGCCAUCAACUGCAUUGCCGGCCUUUCUAUCUUCUUCUUCGGAUAUGAUCAGGGAAUGAUGGGUGGUGUGAACAACGCCAAAGACUACAUUGAGUUGAUGGGGUUUGGACAUGUGGAGACCAUUGAUGGUUCUCCCAACACACCCGUCAUUACAGACAGUUUGCUUCAAGGUGGUAUCGUCUCGAUCUAUUACGUCGGAACUCUUAUUGGUGCUCUCGCUGGUGGAUGGGUUGGUGAGAAGAUUGGACGAAUUAAGACUAUUGCACUGGGAGCUGCGUGGGGAGUCUUUGGCGCAAGCUUGCAAUGCUCUGCGCAGAAUCAUACAUGGAUGAUAUUCGCACGCUUGAUCAAUGGAUUCGGAACAGGAAUACUCAACGCCAUCGUUCCUGUCUGGGCAACCGAAAGUGUUCCCCACACGGGCAGAGGCCAGUUCAUCGCCAUCGAGUUCACACUGAACAUCUUCGGUGUGGUAGUAGCUUAUUGGCUAGAAUUUGGUCUUUCUUUCAUCGACGACGGCGCGUCCCCAAUCCGUUGGAGAUUUCCAAUUGCCUUCCAGAUCAUCCCACUUCUCGUUCUCCUGACUGUAGUGCGGUGGUUCCCAGAAUCACCACGAUGGCUGGUCAAGGUUGGUCGGGAAGAGGAAGCUCGCUAUAUUCUGGGAAGGUUGAGGGGUGAUGAAGGGGAAGACAAAGUCAAGGCCGAGGCCGAGUUUCAAGACAUCUGCAUGGUCUCAAAGCUCGAGAAGCAGGCUGGAAACCGAACGUCAUACUGGGCAAUGUUCACGGGUCAAGGAUCUGGAGAUUUGCAUACUGGUCGUCGAGUCCAACUCGUGAUUUGGCUGCAGAUCAUGCAAGAGUGGGUUGGAAUUGCGGGUGUCACAGUUUAUGCGCCGACUAUUUUCCGAAUGGCAGGUUUCGAUACAGAGAAGUCACAGUGGAUCUCUGGUCUGAACAACAUAUUUUACAUGUUCUCUACCCUCAUUUGCGUCUUCACACUAGAUCGUAUCGGCCGUAGAUGGACCUUGUAUUGGGGAUCUGUUGGUCAAGGAAUCGCCAUGUUCCUAGCAGGUGGGAUGUCACGACUUGCUGAAAACGCCACGAACGCUGGAGAUACUGCGAAAGCAUCUCAAUACGGAGCUGCUGCCGCUUCCAUGAUUUUCAUCUUCACAUUCGUGUUCGGUGCAACUUGGUUGACAGUGCCUUGGCUCUACCCCGCUGAGAUCUUCCCACUGGAAGUAAGAGCAAAGGGUAACGCUUGGGGAGUAGUGGGAUGGAGUAUCGGUAACGGCUGGCUUACUUUGCUCUGUCCGGUAAUGUUCAACGCCAUCGACGAGAAGACCCUCUACAUUUUCGCUAUCAGCAACGUAAUCACCAUACCAAUGGUCUGGGCGCUGUACCCAGAAUCAAACCAACGGACUCUUGAAGAAAUGGACUUCUUGUUCGCUGCAAAGACCCCCUGGGUAUGGGACGCCGAGAAGAAUUUUGCGAGGUUGAAGGAGGAGCAUCCUGAACUUGCUAAUGCUGCCCACUCUGGCGAGAUGAUCCACGAUGUUGAGACUGGCAAGAUUGGGAGGAAUCAAUCGAUUGGCGCUUGGUCUGGUCAAACAGAGGAUGUUAAUGGUGCGAAAGACUGAAGUUAAGGAAGUGGUUAUCACGUGUAGCCGGCGCUUUUAUGUGCUCAUGGCAAAUAUCAAAUUUGUUUGGCAGGGUUCAUAUGCGAAAAAUUGUAUGUAAUAUAACUGGCAAAUCUGCGAUAUUAUGGUAGGAAUUAUCAAGAAUGGCACAC